GAAAUAGGUAGAUCGGCUAAGUAGCACCCAUUCCAGGGAUUGGUUCAAGCCGUUCUAUUCUAUGUUGUAUUCCUACAGUGUAAUUGCCAAGCCCCGAAACCCCGCAAACCCAAUGCCCACGUUGACGGGCCCGCUAAAUAUCGAAGUGUGGGGUAUAAUCAAGUCAACGACGCUCAAGUUCAGUCAGAUCGCAUGCAUCACAAGAUUUGCUCAUACUAUGUUAACUUGUCAACAUCGAUAUUGAUGGAACAAGUCUCAUUAGAAUGGCAGGUCUAGAAGACUAUGCGUUCGCAUAUAAUGCUACAUUAAACACUUCUCCAAUGAACCUUUCCACAUAUGAUGAAUACUCGAACGACCCCAGGUUCAUAGAGUCACAGAGACAGUUUCGAGCACUAUUAUUCGAUACUGCUCAUUCUACGGGCCCUACGAGAGUCGGCAGCCCAGUACCAGGAGAUGGCAAAGAUUCAGAUUAUCUUCACCCUUCGGACUCCAAUGCGUCAACGACGGAAUGUGGUUCAUACAUUGGGACGGUUGUGUCGACAGUUGAACGCGUAAUGUGGCUGAAGAAUUACAUCAACGAGGUAGCUCCGUGGCUCGACAUGUUCGAUGCACAGCAGGCCUUCGGGAGGAAAGUUCCUAUGCUUGCAAAGACAUCUGCUCCCUUAACGUACGCAAUACUCGCCAUCUCGGCACGUCAGAUGGAACGGCAAAAAAAGCUACGGGGCGAUCAUAACAGCCUACAGCUUUACCAAGAAGCAAUCAGAUCAUUAACGCCACAGCUUCAAGCACGAGACCCAAACAUUUUGGCUGCAUGCGUGAUACUCUGCUGUUUAGAGAUGAUGUCUGCUGCUCCAAAGAAUUGGAGGAGGCAUUUAGAUGGAUGUGCGGCUCUGUUUAAAUCAUAUGGAAUCCAUGGAUUUAGUACUGGAAUCCCUCAGGCCGUGUUUUGGUGCUAUGCAAGGAUGGAUCUUUGUGCAGCCAUCAUUUCGGAAGGGGAUCAGGGUUCAGUGCUAGAUCUCCAGAAUUGGCUCCCUGAAAAUGUUACGGCCUCCCAAGCAGGCGCCCUCUUUCGCUCUUCGGGAAUCCCAGACAUGUACGCAAACUAUGCCGUAUGGCUGUGCGCCCGAGCAUGUCACUUGUCCUGGACUCGAACAAGAGCACAUGAACCCAAAAAUAGCGGGGUCAACACGGAGCCUUUCAUUCACUCGUGGCACAAUCUUUGGGUUGAAGUGCAGGGCUGGGCGCAAAAGAGACCGGCCGAAAUGCGAGAGUUGGACUUCGCAGGUGGUGGCAGUCAAUCUCAAAGCGGACCUUUUCCCUUCAUUCUCUUUGCUGCUCCAUGUGCUAUCUCUUCAAACCAACUAUAUCACACUUCAUGUUUACUACUACUCGGUAUGAAGCCAUUGUCCGUCAACACGCGCGAGAUGGGUCAUGUUGGCUCGGCCUUGUGGCAUGCCUAUAGAAUAUGUGGUAUCUCGAUAACAAACUCUCAUCACGGCUGCUUGAACAAUGCAAUCCAGCCUCUUUGGCUGGCGAGCAAGCUACUUAGCCAUCCUGCCGAGCAUAGAUUGAUUGUAGAUCUCAUCAAAAAGAUUGAAACAGUAACUGGGUGGAGCGGAACCUGGAGGAUCCGAGACCUGAGGGAGCUCUGGGGAUAUGACAAAGACGACCCAUCAUUUUAAAUUAUGUCUAUCUAUAUUCAAGGCAAAAUAAUACAUUAAAGCUCUAUAAAUUCGCUCUUGAGAGCCCGUUGUUGUUCAAUAGCGUCUAGAUGCGCCAAAAUCUUACACGAUAUAACCUUACCGUCGAAUCCGAAAUAUUUAUAGGCGUCUUUUCCGGGUAAACUUUUCCCAAACGACUUCAUCGAGAUACUCGCGUCGGCAUAACGCUCCCAUCCGUUCGCAGCAUACGCCUCAACAACCACGACUAGCGUUUCCACCCGGCGCAACACGCUUCUUCUGUACUCGCGAC
Messenger RNA from Pseudogymnoascus verrucosus, 1971 nucleotides. RefSeq lists its product as uncharacterized. Gene Ontology annotation, molecular function: DNA-binding transcription factor activity; transcription cis-regulatory region binding. NCBI's taxonomy places the organism in Eukaryota, Fungi, Ascomycota, Leotiomycetes, Thelebolales, Thelebolaceae. Gene Ontology annotation, cellular component: nucleus. Gene Ontology annotation, biological process: positive regulation of transcription by RNA polymerase II. The record is from RefSeq and is a predicted model, not a curated record. The coding region runs from base 264 to 1682 and encodes 472 amino acids. The transcript is spliced from 2 exons.